AUGAAAAACAAUGUGACUGAAUUCAUUCUUCUUGGACUAACACAAGACCCAGUUAAACAGAAGGUAGUAUUUUUCAUCUUUUUGGUUUUCUACACUGCAACUGUGUUAGGAAACUUACUGGUCAUUUUAACUGUCAAGACCACUCCCACACUUGGAGCUCCCAUGUACUUCUUUCUGACCUAUUUAUCUUUUGCAGAUUCUUGUUUCUCUAGUACGAUAGCCCCCAAACUGAUUGUAGACAGCCUCUCUAAAAAACAGACUAUUUCUUUUGAUGGGUGCAUGACCCAACUAUUUUGCAUGCAUUUCUUUGGAUGCAUGGAAGUCUUGGUGCUUAUUCUCAUGGCCUAUGACCGUUAUGUGGCUAUCUGUAAACCUCUGCACUACACCGUCAUCAUGAACCAGAAGAUGUGCGAGAAUUUAAUAAAACUGGUCUGGUUUGGGGCUUUAGUGCAUUCUAUCACCCAGAUUGUCCCUGCAUAUAGUUUACCUUUCUGUGGUCCCAAUGUGAUUGAUCACUAUUUAUGUGACUUACAGCCUUUAUUGAAAUUGGCCUGUACUGACAUAUAUGUGAUAAACCUAUUGGUUGUUUCUAAUAGUGGGGUUGUAUGUGUAGUGACCUUUGUAAUUCUAAUGACCUCGUAUAUUUUUAUCCUUUAUUCAUUAAGAAAUCACAGUGCAGAAGGGAAGCGUAAAGCCUUGUCCACCUGUACAUCCCACAUAAUGGUGGUUGUUUUAUUUUUCGUCCCUUGUAUGUUUAUAUAUACUCGACCCCUGAUUACCUUCCCUGUGGAUAAGUGGGUGUCUGUAUUUUAUACUAUUGGAACUCCUCUGCUCAACCCCUUGAUCUACACACUGAGGAAUGUAGAAGUAAAAAAUGCUAUGGUAAAGCUAUGGAGCAAUACAAUAAAUUCAAAAGGCAAAUAA
Sarcophilus harrisii (Tasmanian devil) is the source of this 924-nucleotide messenger RNA. Its product is annotated as olfactory receptor 4C11-like. Gene Ontology annotation, cellular component: membrane. The record is from RefSeq and is a predicted model, not a curated record. Gene Ontology annotation, biological process: G protein-coupled receptor signaling pathway. Gene Ontology annotation, molecular function: olfactory receptor activity; G protein-coupled receptor activity. NCBI's taxonomy places the organism in Eukaryota, Metazoa, Chordata, Mammalia, Dasyuromorphia, Dasyuridae. Bases 1 to 924 code for a protein of 307 amino acids. The transcript has a single exon.